This is a messenger RNA of Pogoniulus pusillus (Red-fronted tinkerbird), 1726 nucleotides long. RefSeq names its product par-6 family cell polarity regulator beta (gene PARD6B). Gene Ontology annotation, biological process: centrosome cycle; establishment or maintenance of cell polarity; regulation of cellular localization. Gene Ontology annotation, cellular component: cell cortex; apical plasma membrane; nucleus. The coding region runs from base 256 to 1374 and encodes 372 amino acids. The record is from RefSeq and is a predicted model, not a curated record. Gene Ontology annotation, molecular function: protein binding. NCBI's taxonomy places the organism in Eukaryota, Metazoa, Chordata, Aves, Piciformes, Lybiidae. The transcript has 3 exons.
GCUGGCCGCUGGCUCGGCGGCGCGGCAGGUGCCAGGAGCCGCCGUGGCCCCGCCUCCUCGCCCCUGUCUGAGGGCGGAGGCGCCGCGGCAGCAGGAGCCCGAGGAGCGGCCGUGGUUGCCGGGGGCAGUUGGCUUCGGGCUGGUGCCGCUUGCCCUCUCCUUCUGCCUCUCUGCCUUUCCUGCAGCGCGCUCGGGGGCACCCGGGGCAAAGAGAAGAGAGAAGAAGGGAAGAAGGGGUAUCGACCCUCCAGCAGCAUGAACCGGCCUCACCGUGGGACUGCGGGCAGCCGGGGCCUGGGCACCAUGGAGGUGAAGAGUAAGUUUGGAGCGGAAUUUCGACGAUUUUCUCUGGAGAGAUCCAAACCUGGGAAGUUUGAGGAGUUCUAUGGAUUACUACAGCACGUGCACAAGAUACCAAAUGUUGAUGUUCUAGUGGGAUAUACGGACAUUCAUGGAGACCUGCUGCCUAUCAAUAACGAUGACAACUAUCAUAAAGCAGUUUCCACAGCAAAUCCUCUACUCAGGAUUUUCAUUCAGAGAAAAGAAGAUGCAGACUACAGUGCCUUCGGUACAGAUACUAUGACAAGGAAGAAAAACGUCUUAUCGAAUGUGUUACGUCCAGAUAAUCACAAGAAGAAACCACACAUUGUCAUUAGCAUGCCACAAGACUUCAGACCAGUGUCUUCUAUUAUAGAUGUAGACAUUCUUCCAGAAACCCAUCGGAGGGUAAGACUCUACAAGUAUGGAACUGACAAACCCCUUGGAUUCUAUAUACGAGAUGGUUCUAGCGUCAGAGUAACGCCACAUGGAUUAGAGAAAGUUCCAGGGAUUUUCAUAUCUAGGCUUGUGCCUGGAGGCCUGGCUCAAAGCACAGGGUUACUGGCUGUCAAUGAUGAAGUACUUGAGGUGAAUGGAAUAGAAGUUUCAGGAAAAAGCCUUGAUCAGGUUACAGACAUGAUGAUUGCAAACAGCCGUAACCUGAUCAUUACGGUAAGACCAGCAAACCAGAGAAAUAAUGUUGUGAGGAACAGUCGGACUUCUGGCAGCUCUGGUCAGUCUACUGAAUCUAGCCUUCCAAGUAGCACACCAAAUAUUUUAGCAAAUCUAUUGCAUGGAGAAGAGGAGAGCGAUGAAGAGGACAUUAUUAUUGAAGAUAGUGGUGAGCCACAGCAGAUUCCAAAAGCUGUGCCUACCACUGAAAGCCUAGAAUCAUUGACGCAAAUUGAACUCCUCCAUGAGUCAACACAAAAUGGAUUCCUUCCUUCCAGUGAGAUGAACUUGAAUCAUUCAGCAGGCAGCAUUAGCAUGGAAUUUGAAGUACAAGAUCCAGAGCAUAAGCCAUUAGAAGAAGAUGGAACAAUAAUAACACUAUGAAAUUACAUUGAUGUACUCUGUGUUCAGUAAGGAUGCCAUACAUAUUAUAAUUUGGCUCAAUAUGUAAUACAUUUUAUACCUCUCCAUCUACCCAGCACUGCAGCUAGAUUAAAAGGAGGGAAAAUGUAAGUACAAGAAGUUCAAAAUUAUGUAAUUCCACUAACUUCAGUUAAUUCUGCACUUCAAUGUAAAUACUUCACAAAGGUGGACAAUGAUUGAUCAAUGACUGAAAUCAAAUGAGGACAUUUUAAACUCAAAAUGAAGGAUAGCUAAGAGAUGGCUGUGAGCUUUCUUUUUAAAGUACUUGGGUUUUGGUUUUUUGUGGGGGGACAGUUUGUUUUGGUGGGGUUUU